Pecten maximus is the source of this 2500-nucleotide messenger RNA. Its product is annotated as GTP-binding protein SAR1-like. Bases 138 to 719 code for a protein of 193 amino acids. The transcript has 7 exons. Gene Ontology annotation, cellular component: endoplasmic reticulum exit site; COPII vesicle coat. Gene Ontology annotation, biological process: intracellular protein transport; vesicle organization; endoplasmic reticulum to Golgi vesicle-mediated transport. The record is from RefSeq and is a predicted model, not a curated record. NCBI's taxonomy places the organism in Eukaryota, Metazoa, Mollusca, Bivalvia, Pectinida, Pectinidae. Gene Ontology annotation, molecular function: GTPase activity; GTP binding.
GUAACCUUUCUUCCAUCUUGCUUUCGUGUACAAAGUGCACUUUCGUCUAACAUUUGUACGAAAAAAGAGGCAGUAACAAAGGUAGUUUGGCCGUUCAUCCAAUAUAAGCUGCAUCACAAAAUAUUAUAAUUGAAAAGAUGUUUCUGUGGGACUGGUUUGCAGGAAUAUUAAAUUAUUUAGGUUUAUAUAAAAAGUCGGGUAAGCUUGUGUUCCUGGGACUUGAUAAUGCUGGAAAGACAACAUUACUACACAUGCUCAAAGAUGACAGAAUGGCCCAGCACGUUCCCACAUUGCACCCAACAUCAGAAGAAUUGUCAAUGGGUGGCAUGAGGUUCACAACAUUUGACCUUGGUGGCCAUCAGCAAGCUCGACGUGUGUGGAAAGACUACUUCCCAGCAGUAGAUGGCAUUGUUUUCCUUGUGGAUGUGUGCGACAAAGAAAGAUUUGCAGAAGCAAAAGCAGAAUUAGAUAGUUUAUUAACAGAUGAACAGGUAGCUCACGCCCCUGUACUUGUCCUGGGAAACAAGAUUGACAAAGCUGGUGCUGCCAGUGAGGAUGAAAUCAGGCACUGGUUUGGUCUUCAUGGCCAGACAACAGGCAAGGGUACAGUUGCAAGAAAAGAGCUUCCUGGCCGUCCGAUGGAGCUGUUUAUGUGUUCAGUACUGAAGCGACAGGGAUAUGGUGAAGGAUUCAGGUGGCUGGCACAGUAUAUCAAUUAAGAAAAACACUCUUUAGGACAGUUUUUUUAGUUUUAUUGCUCUGGAUGGAUAUAAGUAUGAAAAGAAACCAACUUCUGCAUGUAUUCUUGAUGCACUGUAUGGUAGCAACCUGGAUGAUACAGGGACCCGUUUUCUACCACCUGUAUGGCGUUACAUGUGUAUGAUAUAGGUAGAGGUUUGGUGUGAAGUGUGUAUGAAUGUUGUACUAAUGUUAUGGGUGACAUAUUCUCAUUUUUUUCUGGCUUUUUCCAAAAUAUUUCAAACCUACAGCAUUUUUCUGGUUUUUUUUUCCGUUUUUUUUUUUACCAAAUUAUAAUUUUAGUUUCUUGAUAUUUUUGUUGGACUGUGCAUUCAUCCUUAACCUGACAUAUUUUGUCAUUUUCUCAAAUGUAAAAGGGGUUUCAGCAGAUUGAGUAUGACAGGAUUUUGAACCAAACAGGUUUUGAUAAGGGAAAAUGUAAAAAUGAAGUUAGGCGGGGCAUUUCCUGUAGAACUUGAUUGUGUGUUAGGUUGUGGUUUAAUGUCGGAAGUCAGGAGUGUUUAACAUUACAUCUCGAGUACCAUUUUGCCAUGUUAUUAAUGUUCUGGGGAUGCAUUAACAUCUGUAAAUAAAAACAAUGUCAUCAAGAAUACAUAAGAUUCACUUGUAAAGAUUUGGUAGGUAAACAUAUUUGCCAUUUAAGUGUUAAAAAGUAUUUUACAUCGGAUAUAUACUAGUAUUGCUUCUAAAACGUUUCUACUGAUUUUUUUUCUUUUGUGAUUUGUUAUCAAUGACAUGUUGUUAUUACAGUGAUAUAUAUUUAACAAGAUAUGUUAGUAUAACCAGCUUCUGCAAAGAUCAUUUUCAUGGUUUCCUAGAUCUAUCAUUGCAUUCUCAAUGGUGAUUAAGGUAUAGCCUUUGAUAUUCAUAAAAAUAACAUCUUCAUAGAUUUGUUGUUGUUGAUGUAUUUGAAUUUUUUGGAGAAUUGCAAAUUGUAUAUGGAAACUUUGCAGACUUAUUUUGUCAAGCUUGUCUCCCCAAAUGGUACAGAUGGAAUUAUUGUAGUAAACAAAAUGUAAAGAUUAUAUUUGAAGGAGAUUCACUCAAAUGUCAGUAAAUUCAAUUGUAAUGAGGAAUUCAUCUUAAAGUCUUUAUUAGUGACAACCGACAGUAUGCAGGGAUCUCAUACCCUAGUUACCUCCCUUGUGUACACUAUCUUAUUUGUCAACUUUUGUGAUGAAUUUGGUGAUUAUAAUUUUGUUUCACAAUUGACUAACUGUGACUUUAUUUGUUUUCCAUGGGUAUAUAUUUUUGGUUAAUCAUUCUUUGAAAUGUUAAAUCUGCUCUACCUGUUCAGAAUGUACCAUUCAACAGUACAUUGAUUAACCCAAUAAAAUAUUUUUUUUUGUAAAACAUAUUUUACUUGCACCAUCGAUAAAAAGAUCAUUUAUUAUAUAGCAUCAAUAACUUAAGGUGCAUAUUUAACAGGCGAUUUGCAUUAAUAUGUGACCAAAUAAAUUAACAGAUAUAAAACCUUGUCAGCCACUAAGCAUCAUGUUGGACAGAUCUGAGUGCUUAAAAGUAAUUUUGUGUCUUUAUUUAAAUUUUGAUUCCACCAUGUAUAACAAUAGCUGGUUUGGUUUCAUGAUGUUGGUGGUGGGCGGUACCUCCUCACCAUUCUUUAUUUGUAAUGAUUAAUUAUGUUACACAGCCGGCCAUUAAGGUUAUGUUACUAUCACUGUGUUGCAUACAAUCUGUUUGAAUGACAAGACGUGAAUAAAGUAAUUUGUAAUAAAGGAAA